UCCCCCCAUCUCUGCCUCCACUCACCAUCACAGGUCACUCAGGAAGCCAGGGCGUCAGGCAUGAGCCGGUGAACAUCACGACAAAGCUCGCAGGCAGACAGCUAGGUCCAGCCAGAGAGCCCCACUUCUCCCAGACCUGCCCCCAACACCAGACCCCAGCUGCAGGUCUCUUUUUUCCGAACACUGUGACCUCCCGCAAGGAACCCUGCUCCUGGAUCCUGCCCCUCACCCGGUGUGGUCUGGUGGUCCCCUGGCUGGGACAGGGAUGGACGCAUGGAGGAUUUGGUCCGUGUCUCCAGCAGAGACCCAGACGUCACUCUUGGAGUUUUCCUCUGGACCAUGCACACCCGUUUGAGCAGGAGGGGCCCGUGUGGCUGCUGUGCCAGAGCCCAGAGCGGCAACAGUUGUGAGAGGAUUAUGAACUGUCAUGGAAGGAGGACCCACCAGCCGUCACUGGGCGGGCUCUCCACUGCCUGGAGCAGGAGCCGGAGCCAGGAGCACCACGGGACUUUGUAGGACUGCUGCCGCUCAAGUGCAGAAGGCAGAUCCCAGUAGGCCCAAAGAAAGCCCCACUGAUGAAAAGGCUAAGGCCAAAAGCCUGACCCGAGAACCAUCGGGGGUCCCCAGGGGGGAACAUGGGUGCCUCCAGGCUCUACACGUUGGUACUAGUGCUGCAGCCUCCACGAGUUCUCCUGGGCAUGAAGAAACGAGGCUUCGGGGCCGGCCGCUGGAAUGGCUUCGGGGGCAAAGUUCAAGAAGGAGAGAGCAUCGAGGACGGAGCCAAGAGGGAGCUGCAGGAGGAAUGCGGUCUGAAGACGGACACGCUCCACAAGGCGGGCCGGAUCAUGUUCGAGUUCGAGGGCGAGCCUGAGCUGAUGGACGUGCACGUCUUCUGCACAGACAGCGUCCAGGGGACGCCCGCGGAGAGUGACGAAAUGCGGCCCAAGUGGUUCCAGCUGGACCAGAUCCCCUUCAGUGACAUGUGGCCCGAUGACAGCUACUGGCUUCCCCUCCUGCUUCAGAACAAGAAAUUUCAUGGGGCCUGCACACAGCCAGCCCAGGCCUGUGCCCAGGAAGCCGGCUGUCUGUGGCCCCCACACCAGGGCCAGGUUGGAGGGCCAGGCGCCGAUGUGAGGACCACAGAGCAGGCUAGAUGAUGCAGCAACCUCACUCCCCACCUCUCCUAAAAGGGCAAACGGGAACAGUCAUGGCCCAGGCUUAAAACCCUGCUCUAAUGCAUCAGAAACUGUCCCCUCCCUCACCCUAAGGGAUAGGCCAUCUUGUCCAGAUUUCUGACGAGGAAAAAGGCAGCACUUGCUUAUAUGGAGAACCCACUUUACCCACUUUUAUAAAUGGGUUUAAUAAUGGUUAUUCAUGUGCUUAUUGAUAAAUAUCUCAGAACACAGAC
Suricata suricatta (meerkat) is the source of this 1408-nucleotide messenger RNA. RefSeq names its product nudix hydrolase 1 (gene NUDT1). The transcript is spliced from 5 exons. Bases 636 to 1157 code for a protein of 173 amino acids. Lineage: Eukaryota; Metazoa; Chordata; Mammalia; Carnivora; Herpestidae. Gene Ontology annotation, biological process: DNA protection. The record is from RefSeq and is a predicted model, not a curated record. Gene Ontology annotation, molecular function: 8-oxo-7,8-dihydroguanosine triphosphate pyrophosphatase activity.